UCGCGCGCUCUCCUCCUCUCGGCUCUCGGCUCUCGGCUCUCGGCGAUCUCGUCGUUCUGCGAAGGUCGGAACUGCUCUCCGACGAACACGAACGGGCACAGCUACGAGGGUCCUUCCCUUCGAUUUUUAUUGCGGUGAUCUCAUUCCUUUCUUUUUUCUCUUGUUUCGUUUCGUUUCGUUUCGCUUGGUUCUUCAUCCGUCGAAAUUUUGAUUCGGGUUCAGAAUUUUUGUUGGUCUUGGGGUUCUUUUAAUCGAUUCUUGGUUGUCGGCUUUCUUGUGGGAAGAUCGAUCUUUCUGGUUUUCACGAUCGUUUUUCGUCACCACGCCAGUCUCGUUCUGGUUUCGAUUGGAAAAUAUGUCUUCUUCGCGUUCUAGGCGUGUGGAGUACGACCGCUUCAUCCCGUUCCGGUCGGCGAUGGACAUGGACUACGCACGCUUUGCCCUAACCGGGCCUUCGAGACCGCAGCGUGAUGGUUCGAGGGAAUCCCCAUCGAGCGUGGCGUACCAAAAGCUUCUUGAUGACUGCAUUUUGAAGAACAGGUCUCGUAUCCUCGCUUUCAAGACUGCACCUGAAGCGCCGGCCAGCAAGCUGCCCCAGUUUGACGAGCCCAUUCGGCCGCAGAAGAAGCAACAGAGGCGAAUCCCUAAAGAACCAGAGAGGGUUUUGGUAAUCCACGGCUUGUUGGAUGAUAAUGUUUUGAAUCUCCUCGACUGGGGAAGCAAUAAUGUGUUGGCGAUUGGCCUUGAGGACGCAGUGUAUCUCUGGGACGCUGCAAACGAGUCGACUAAGGUUCUACAACCCGUAGAAGACAGAGGACCUAUCACUUGCGUCCGAUGGUCGCCAGACUGUGCAGUUCUUGCUGUCGCAUUUGGCAAUUCAGAUUUAGCCCUGAUUGAUCCAGCAACAGGACAUGUCGUGGAUGGGAUGGAAGAUGAGAACCAGGCCCCUGUGUUGUCACUUGCGUGGAGAAGUAAUUCAAUUUUGACGGUCGGAAGAUUUGAUGGCACUGUUGUUGAUUAUGACUUUAGAAAGGAUGACAUGUUCAUCUGUUUCUAUAAUGGGCAUCGGCGUGGAGUUUGUAGUCUUAAAUGGUCCGUGUUGUCAGGGCGGUAUUUGGCGAGUGGAGGGUAGGACAAACUAGUGCACAUAUGGGAUGCCUGCAUGCCUGUCUCAAGUCAACAUCAAUGGCUUCACAGGAUCAGCAGCCACACUUCCAUUGUGAAGGCCGUUGACUAGUGCCCAACUCGGAGCAACUUGCUGGCUUCUAGUGGAGGUUGCAAUGAUCAUUGCGUUAAGUUUUGGAACACCGUUAAUGGUGUUUGCUUGAACUCAAUUGAUGCUGGCUCUGAAGUUUGUGCAUUGCUAUGGGACAAAAACAAAUCUGAAUUACUGACCUCCCAUGGUUCGCCGAACAAUCAACUCACCUUGUGGAAUUACCCAUCCAUGACGAGAGUGGCUGAGGUUUCCGGUCAUUCAUCCCGGGUUCUUUCCUUGGCUGGGAGCCCACUGGGAGGUGUAGUAGCUUCUGCAGCAGCAGAUGAGACAGUCAGAUUUUGGAAUAUCUUUGAGACUCCUAAAAUAAUAAAACCUGAACUGCCCUUUGCCCAAUUUAAUGUCAUAAGAUGAAAAGGCGGAUAGGUGGAAAUGAUUUAAGAUUCCAAAUGGAAGACUUCUCUAGUGCUUGACAUGAAGAUUUGUUGUUGGUAGCAUUGCAAUGGGAAGUUUCGUGGUGUCAAAGAGGCAGCACAUUUUCAUACAAGCGUAUAAAUUUGAGAUCUUCAAAUACAAGCGCCACUGCCUAAGAUUUCUUAUGAUAUUCAAUAUGGCCUUGGUAUCACAUGAAGACAUCACAUUGCACACCUAGAAGAGUGUUUGACAAUCGAGAGAUCUAUGCAUUAUAAGAGCCUCCUAAAUCAAGUUGAUGAUAGUUUUUCACAGUGGAAACAUCCUUCUGUCCAGCAUGCUCUCUCUCAGGUUCAGCGGUGAUGCAUCUGGGUGAUAUACGUUAUAUGCAUUUGUAUUUUUAUCAAAAGUCUUAACAAUUCAUAUUAAUCUGUUGUUGCAGAUAAUUACAAUGUCAUCGUCAUCUUCUUCAUGCUUGUGCGGGCUAUCUGUCUUCAUUCUUAUCAUCUCGUGUUUAUUGGUUUCAUACCAAAUUUAAUUAUAAAUAGACAACUUACUUUUUGGCUUUCUAAGUAAGCAUUUAUUUUUCAAUCUUCAGGCAAAAGCAGCGAUUUAUGCUUUGGACCAUUAUCACCAUGGAUAUAUACAAUUACUGUAAAGGUUUCAUCUUUUCCCAUAAUAAGUCUAUAUAUUUAGUCAACAACUUGUAUUUUUGUAACUGCAUCGACCCUUUUUCAGUUUGAUCUUGCAAUUGAACUUCCGGAGGACCUCUUGGUGUUAUUCAAGCACAUUUGAGGAAAAGAGCAUUUCCUGUUGUUUACUUAUGGUGGAUCAUGUUUCUUAUGUAGGAUAAGAUUUUUUUCAUGCAGCUUUUAUGCAUGAAACAAUAAGGAUCCUACCUGUGAAUUUGGAAUUAACUAUGGUUGGUUUAUUCAAAUCCUAUGAAUGUGUUUCCAUAAUCUGGUAGUCGUGCUUAUGUUGCUUUGAAGCAAGGUAUACAAUUAGUACCGGACAGUACGUACUAGUCCGACAGGUUACCGGUACGCGGAUCGCCCAUUACCGCCCAGCAUAGCUUGGUAACGUGUACUCCUUUUUGUUUUGGAGCCACAUAUGCCAUUUCCUUCAGAUAUUGACCUUUGCAAAUGUUCAUUUCCUAAAGAUGCUGAUCAAGAGUCUUUAGCUGUUUCUUCUGACUUUGUGAUAUGUUCUCAUGGGGCUUCUAGCACAUCCAGUAGUCCACAUGAAGCAAAGAGAAAGAUUGAUGCAUCUAAAGCUGCCACAAGAAAAGAUGCACUCCAAGAUGCUAAUCUGGAGUUUGCUCCUAGAGAUCUGUCAAAAAUUGUUCUGACAAGUGUUUCCAAUUAUUUUUCUGGGGACUAGGUCAGAUUGAAUUCCGGUUGUCGGUAUAUAGGGCUUCCUAAUUUGAACGUUUGGCAGCUGAUUUGUGUUCCCAGCAUGACAUAACCCCAGAAAGCCAUGAAGCUGCAAAAGAAGCCAUACUCUUGGCUGCAGAAUGUUAUGUCAACUCAUUCUUUAUAAUCGAUUUCAUAUGGAUGCAAUUCAGAGCUUAUGAAUCAGAUGAAAAUCAUUGGAUCCAAAUUCAAGAAUAAAAAUGGAUUAGUGGUGUUUUAUGAAGACCUUAAGAGAUGUAAUGUCAAUCUGGAGACAGUAGCUUAUCUUGAAAGUAAAAGAUAUAUAACUGUUCUACAAAUUCUGCUUCCGCUAAACUAGACCUCGAAUCUGAGAGAAUUUUGGCUCUUGGGAAACCUUGUACAUAUUAUUUUGAAGGUAAUCAGCAGGCUUUGGAAAUAUCACAAGUCAACAUUGAAUCUGAUGUGGCAACAUUGAUUAGGCAGAAUCAACCAUUGCUUUGCCACUUUGUAAUCCUCCUACAGAGUCUCCCCUCUUUCUACUGCAUUCUGCAACUGAGUUAUCCUGUUCUGUAGAGAAUGUUAAUGACAUUAUACUGCAGUCAGCUGCAAAUCUUAGUGGACAACUUAUAACUUUGUACACCCAACUGAAAGCAGGCAACAUGCAGCUUGAAAUGGAAAAGCUUCAUGGGCUGCGAAGUGCCCAUCUUCGGGAAAUGAUGAACGGACAUAUCCCAUUGGCAUCAAAAGUGCUGGUUUCAUCUACAGAACUUUAGUUCCACAUUUAUCGUUGAUGCAGAAAAUAUGCAGAUUUUCAAGUUGCAUAUGUCCAUUUUCUAGAUUUUUAGGAUGGAUGUCAGUAUCUUGAAAUGCAAAGCAAUACUUGAAGGGACACUUGUUUAUUGCCUCUGAUCUUUUACAAAUUUCAUCAUUUUUUUUUUAUUAAUUUUUACGGAUGAGUUAGCACUUACCGAUAAUUUAGUAAAAGAAUUUUUAAUUUGCAUAUUCA
This is a messenger RNA of Musa acuminata AAA Group (dessert banana), 4003 nucleotides long. Its product is annotated as cell division cycle 20.1, cofactor of APC complex-like. NCBI's taxonomy places the organism in Eukaryota, Viridiplantae, Streptophyta, Magnoliopsida, Zingiberales, Musaceae. Gene Ontology annotation, cellular component: anaphase-promoting complex. Gene Ontology annotation, biological process: positive regulation of ubiquitin protein ligase activity; anaphase-promoting complex-dependent catabolic process; positive regulation of anaphase-promoting complex-dependent catabolic process. The transcript is spliced from 6 exons. Gene Ontology annotation, molecular function: anaphase-promoting complex binding; ubiquitin ligase activator activity; protein binding. The record is from RefSeq and is a predicted model, not a curated record. Bases 356 to 1132 code for a protein of 258 amino acids.